UGAACCGAAUUUUGACAAUAACAUGGAUCAAACUAAAAAACCCCUUUUGAUUCCUCCAGAAUUUGCAAAUUAUGCUCAAAAACAUGGAAUAUUCCAAACAUAUGAAAGACUGCUUUCAAAGCUUAUAAUAGAACAACCAUCUGACCCUUUAACGUUUAUGAUAGAAACACUGAAACAAGAAGAAAAUGUUCCAGAAAUCAUUAUUGGUGGGCCACCAGCAGCAGGAAAAAGGACAAUGGCUGUGAUGGCAAGUCGUCACUUGGAAUGCGUUCAUAUUACCAUGGAAAAUCUUAUAAAUGAGUCUGACUCAAAGGAUGCCAACAAGGCUAAAGAGUACAUGAAUGCCAAACAGAGUGUCCCCACACACAUUUGGAUAAAUUUAUUAAAAGAGAGACUUCAAAAUAAAGACUGCAUUUCAAAGGGUUGGCUUCUUGAAGGAUUCCCUCACACAAGAGAACAGGCAUUAGCUCUUCAAAGUGAAGGAAUAAUCCCAAAGCACUUUGUUCUUCUUGAAUGUCCUGACACAGUUCUAGUAGAGAGAGUUAUGGGAAAAAGAAUUGACCCAGAAACUGGAGAUGUGUAUCAUACAACAUUUGAUCCACCAAGUGAGCCUGAAGUUGUAAGCCGCCUGAUUCCUGAUCCAAAAUCUGCMGARAAAGUAAUGAUUGAAAGACUAAUGGAAUACCACAGACAUAUAAAUGGUAUAUUGAGUUGCUAUGAAAAAAUCUACAAGACAGUAAAUGCUGAUCAACCAAAAGCAGAUGUGUUUUCACAAGUUCUUGCAUAUCUCAAGUCCAAUCCACGUACCAAUGCACCCCACACUCCUCGUGUCGUACUUCUUGGUCCCACUGGGUGUGGGAAGAGUGUACARGCAGAACUCCUUGCAAGCAAGUACAACCUUGUCAAUGUGUCCUGUGUGGAGCUAAUCAAGCAAUGCCUGGUUGAUGACUCUAAAAUUGGAGAGAUUGUCAGACCUUAUGUGGAGAGAAAAAUGUUGGUGCCGGAUGAUACUGUUCUCCAACUACUGCGCAGUAGACUAAGUCAACUGGAUGCUGUUACAAAGGGGUGGGUGUUGCAUGGGUUCCCCAAAACACGAGAACAGGGGGAGGCAUUGUCAAGAGCUGGCUUUGAACCAAACAGAGUAAUCUUCAUGGAUGUUCCAAAUGACACAAUACUAGAGAGAUUGUCUCUAAGAAGCAUGGAUCCAAUCACUGGAGAAAGAUAUCACCUCAUCUACAACCCACCAAGGACAGUUGAAGUUAGAGAGAGACUGGAAAGGAGUCCCAAAGACGAGGAGGAUUCAAUAAACCAGCGCAUUGCACAAUAUCAAGCAUAUGUUGAYGACAUAUCAGAGUAUUACGAAGAUGUUGGACAGCAUAUCAAUGCAGAUCAAGACAUUCACACCGUUAUGGAGUGCAUUGAGAGCAUCAUUGUCAACCCUUUGCCAAGAAAAGAACAAUAAACUUUAUAAGUACAAAUCAAUAAGAGAGACUCAGCGAUAGGGGGUAGUUUUACAUUUUGUCCCUACCCCUGGAGAGUGCAAUAAAACUGGCAAAUAUGACAAGGUUCAAGUAUAAAGCCUCCAAAAGUUUGUCCAACUAAAAAUGGACAUGUGAAACACUGGGAUUUGGUCUUAUGGAGUCCAUAUUACUGACAGUAUUAUUUACCCCAAGUUCACACUUGGCUUUAUUUCAUUGUCUAAAAAAUGGCUUCAAAACAUUCACAUUGUAAAGAGUUUGUAUUUCUUGUUGAGUCGUGAAGAUUAUCAAACAUAUUUUCUCAAAAUGGCUCAAAACUUGUAUGGGUUUAAUAAUUUAUUUUAUUCACAAUUUUACAAGAUGUUUCUGUACAGUAUUAAAUAUUAAAGUUUUUUACACUGUU
Messenger RNA from Exaiptasia diaphana, 1881 nucleotides. Its product is annotated as adenylate kinase 8. Gene Ontology annotation, biological process: nucleoside triphosphate biosynthetic process. Lineage: Eukaryota; Metazoa; Cnidaria; Anthozoa; Actiniaria; Aiptasiidae. Bases 23 to 1462 code for a protein of 479 amino acids. Gene Ontology annotation, cellular component: cytoplasm. The record is from RefSeq and is a predicted model, not a curated record. The transcript has 16 exons. Gene Ontology annotation, molecular function: nucleoside diphosphate kinase activity; ATP binding; AMP kinase activity.